This is a messenger RNA of Leptopilina heterotoma, 6172 nucleotides long. RefSeq names its product DNA-directed RNA polymerase II subunit RPB1-like (gene RpII215). The transcript is spliced from 8 exons. Bases 104 to 5827 code for a protein of 1907 amino acids. NCBI's taxonomy places the organism in Eukaryota, Metazoa, Arthropoda, Insecta, Hymenoptera, Figitidae. Gene Ontology annotation, cellular component: RNA polymerase II, core complex. The record is from RefSeq and is a predicted model, not a curated record. Gene Ontology annotation, biological process: transcription by RNA polymerase II. Gene Ontology annotation, molecular function: DNA binding.
GAUGCUACUCACAGCCAGGCAGCUAGUAGUCAGUGGCCAUUAGCGAAGAGGCCGAUAAGGCCUCGGAUUAUUUGUCUAAAAAGUUUAUAUCAAAUCAAUCACGAUGUCUACUUUCGAAUCAAAAAUGCCUGUUCGCCAGGUGAAGCGAGUGCAAUUUGGCAUACUUUCGCCCGAUGAAAUUCGGCGUAUGUCCGUCACUGAUGGCGGAAUUCGUUUUUCCGAAACUAUGGAAGGAGGCCGGCCAAAACAAGGCGGACUCAUGGAUCCAAGACAAGGUGUAAUUGACAGAAAUUCACGAUGUCAAACGUGCGCUGGAAAUCUUACAGAAUGCCCUGGACAUUUUGGUCAUAUAAAUUUAGCAAAACCAGUAUUUCACAUUGGUUUCAUCACAAAAAGCAUGAAAAUUCUCAGAUGCGUUUGCUUUUUCUGCUCCAAACUCCUAGUUAGUCCAAAUAAUCCAAAAAUCAAAGAAAUCGUCAUGAAGACAAAAGGACAGCCCCGCAAGCGUCUCACAUUUGUCUACGAUUUAUGUAAAAGUAAAAACAUCUGCGAGGGUGGCGACGAAAUGGACAUAAACAAGGACGGUACAGAAAUUCCGCUUGCCGACAGAAAGCCCGGUCACGGUGGUUGCGGUCGCUAUCAACCGAGUCUGAAGAGAUCCGGUCUCGACAUAUCCGCCGAAUGGAAGCACGUCAACGAAGAUUCACAGGAGAAAAAAAUGCCCCUAACCGCCGAAAGAGCGCACGAAAUUCUCAAGCAAAUAACAGACGAGGAGUCUUUUAUUCUAGGCAUGGAUCCAAGUUUCGCUCGUCCCGAUUGGAUGAUCGUCACUGUUCUACCCGUGCCACCGCUGUCGGUGCGUCCAGCCGUCAUAAUGUACGGCUCGGCCAGAAAUCAAGACGAUUUGACACACAAACUGGCCGAUAUUAUCAAGACGAAUAACGAACUCAUGAGGAGUGAGGAGAAGGGCGCCGCCACGCAUAUCGUGUCGGAAAUAAUAAAAAUGCUCCAGUUUCACGUGGCCACUUUGGUGGACAACGAUCUGCCGGGUUUGCCGCGAGCAAUGCAAAAGUCGGGCAAACCGCUCAAAGCCGUGAAGGCGCGACUCAAGGGCAAGGAGGGAAGAAUUCGUGGUAAUCUCAUGGGUAAGCGUGUUGACUUCUCAGCGCGUACGGUCAUCACACCGGAUCCAAAUCUCCGAAUCGAUCAAGUCGGCGUGCCCAGGAGUAUCGCUCAGAAUCUCACAUUCCCGGAGAUCGUCACUCCGUUCAAUAUCGAUAAAAUGCAGGAACUAGUGCGAAGGGGGAAUUCGCAAUACCCGGGAGCGAAGUAUAUCGUCAGGGACAGUGGCGAACGGAUAGAUCUUCGAUUUCAUCCGAAGGCUUCUGAUCUGCAUCUCCAGUGUGGUUAUAAGGUGGAGAGACAUAUCCGCGACGGGGAUCUGGUGAUUUUCAAUCGUCAGCCAACUUUGCACAAGAUGAGUAUGAUGGGUCACAGAGUGAAGGUCCUGCCAUGGAGUACGUUUAGGAUGAAUCUCAGUUGCACGUCGCCGUACAAUGCCGAUUUCGACGGCGACGAAAUGAAUCUGCACGUUCCGCAGUCGAUGGAGACGAGGGCCGAGGUGGAGAAUAUUCACGUGACGCCCAGGCAGAUUAUCACACCGCAGGCGAAUAAACCAGUCAUGGGUAUCGUGCAGGACACACUCAUGGCUGUGAGGAAGAUGACAAAGAGGGAUGUGUUUAUCGAGAAGGAGCAAAUGAUGAAUAUCUUGAUGUUCCUGCCGAGUUGGGAUGGAAAAAUGCCGCAACCCUGUAUUUUGAAACCAAAGCCCCUUUGGACUGGGAAGCAGAUAUUCUCGUUGAUUAUCCCGGGGAAUGUGAAUAUGAUCAGGACGCACAGUACACAUCCAGAUGAGGAGGACGAUGGUCCUUACAAAUGGAUUUCGCCAGGAGACACGAAAGUAAUGGUGGAACAUGGAGAACUUGUGAUGGGGAUUUUGUGUAAGAAGACGCUGGGUUCAUCGGCGGGAUCAUUGCUGCAUAUUUGUAUGUUGGAGUUGGGACACGAGGUUUGUGGGAGAUUUUACGGAAAUAUUCAGACGGUGAUUAAUAAUUGGUUGUUGCUCGAGGGGCAUUCGAUUGGAAUUGGCGAUACUAUUGCGGAUCCGCAGACCUAUUUGGAAAUUCAGAAGGCGAUUAAAAAGGCGAAGGAGGAUGUCAUAGAGGUGAUUCAGAAGGCGCAUAACAUGGAGCUGGAGCCUACGCCUGGUAAUACGCUGAGGCAGACUUUCGAGAAUCAGGUGAACAGGAUUUUGAACGACGCUCGUGAUAAGACGGGCGGGUCGGCUAAGAAGUCGCUCACUGAGUAUAAUAAUCUGAAGGCUAUGGUCGUGUCGGGUUCGAAGGGAUCGAAUAUUAAUAUUUCGCAAGUUAUCGCCUGUGUGGGACAGCAGAACGUAGAGGGAAAGCGGAUACCGUUUGGGUUCAGGAAGAGGACAUUGCCUCACUUCAUCAAGGACGAUUACGGUCCUGAGUCGAGGGGCUUCGUAGAGAACUCCUACCUGGCCGGGUUGACGCCCUCGGAGUUCUAUUUCCACGCCAUGGGAGGAAGAGAGGGUCUUAUUGAUACCGCCGUAAAGACGGCCGAGACCGGGUACAUUCAGCGACGUCUGAUCAAGGCUAUGGAGUCUGUUAUGGUGCACUACGACGGAACGGUGAGGAAUUCAGUGGGACAACUCAUCCAGUUGAGAUACGGCGAGGACGGUCUCUGUGGUGAGGCGGUCGAGUUCCAGAAUCUCCCGACUAUCAAACUCAGCAACAAGGCUUUUGAAAAGAGAUUCAAGUUCGAUCCGACGAACGAGCGUUACUUGCGCAGGAUUUUCAGCGAGGAAAUCGUGCGGGAAAUGAUGGGCUCAGGGGAAGUGAUUUCCGAAUUGGAGAAGGAAUGGGAGCAGCUGAGUCGGGAUCGAUCGGUGUUGAGGGAGAUUUUCCCAAGUGGAGAAUCAAAGGUCGUAUUGCCCUGCAAUCUGCAGAGAAUGAUUUGGAACGUGCAGAAGAUCUUUCAUAUUAACAAACGAGCGCCGACUGAUCUGAGUCCGAUGAGAGUGAUCCAGGGUGUGAAGGACCUGCUGGAGAAGUGUGUGAUUGUGGCCGGUGAGGACAGACUCAGCAAGCAGGCGAACGAGAAUGCGACCCUCCUCUUCCAGUGUCUGGUGAGAUCGACCCUGUGCACCAAGUGCGUGUCGGAGGACUUCCGACUGUCGAGCGAGGCCUUCGAGUGGUUGAUCGGAGAAAUCGAGGCUCGUUUCCAUCAGGCGCAAGUCUCACCUGGUGAAAUGGUGGGAGCGCUCGCUGCCCAGUCUCUAGGAGAGCCCGCCACUCAGAUGACACUCAACACUUUCCAUUUCGCCGGUGUGUCCUCGAAGAACGUAACUCUCGGUGUGCCGAGACUCAAGGAAAUCAUCAACAUCAGUAAGAAACCGAAAGCUCCCUCGCUAACCGUUUUUCUCACCGGAGCUGCGGCCCGCGACGCCGAAAAAGCUAAAAACGUCCUCUGCCGCCUGGAGCACACAACCUUGAAAAAAGUCACAGCCAACACGGCGAUUUACUACGAUCCCGAUCCACAAAAUACAGUCAUCGCCGAGGAUCAAGAAUUCGUGAAUGUCUACUACGAGAUGCCCGAUUUCGAUCCAACGAGAAUUUCGCCCUGGCUGCUUCGUAUCGAACUCGACCGAAAGAGAAUGACGGACAAGAAACUCAGUAUGGAGCAGAUUGCCGAGAAGAUCAACGCCGGCUUUGGCGACGAUCUGAAUUGUAUAUUCAAUGACGACAAUGCUGAGAAAUUGGUUCUGCGAAUAAGAAUUAUGAACAGUGAUGACAAUAAAUUCCAGGAUGCGGAGAAGGAGUCGAUUGACAAGAUGGAGGACGAUACGUUCCUGAGGUGUAUUGAAUCGAACAUGCUGAGUGAAAUGACACUGCAGGGGGUUGAGGCAAUUGGUAAGGUGUACAUGCACUUGCCGCAAACUGACGCGAAGAAGAGAAUCAUUGUCACUGAUACGGGAGAAUUCAAGGCAAUCGCUGAAUGGUUGCUGGAAACUGAUGGUACGAGUUUGAUGAAGGUACUGAGUGAGAGGGACGUCGAUCCAGUGAGGACAUUCAGUAACGAUAUUUGUGAGACUUUUGAAGUUCUGGGUAUUGAAGCUGUGAGAAAAUCAAUUGAGAAGGAAAUGAAUACUGUAUUGCAGUUUUAUGGACUUUACGUCAACUAUCGGCAUCUUGCGUUACUUUGUGACGUCAUGACGGCUAAGGGUCAUCUUAUGGCCAUCACUCGUCACGGUAUUAACAGACAAGACACUGGAGCACUUAUGAGAUGUUCUUUCGAAGAAACAGUAGACGUUUUGUUGGACGCUGCUUCUCAUGCAGAGACCGAUCCUAUGAGAGGUGUUUCUGAAAACAUUAUUAUGGGACAAUUACCUCGAAUUGGCACAGGUUGCUUUGAUUUAUUACUCGACGCCGAGAAGUGUAAAUCUGGAAUGGAGAUUCCAAUGGCUACCGGAGCAAAUUUAAUGGGUGGAACUGGAAUGUUCUACGGAACUGCAGCCACAUCGAGCAUGAGUCCUCGCAUGACUCCUUGGAACCAGAUUGGAGCGACUCCUGCUUACGGUGCUUCCAGUAUGUCACCAGCACUGGAAAGUGGAAUGACACCAGGAGCUGGAUGCUUCUCACCUUCGGGUGCAUCGGACGCAUCAGGAAUGUCGCCAGCAUAUUCGGCUUACUCUCCACAACCUGGCAGUCCCGGCAGUCCAGGACCAAGUAUGAGUCCUUAUCCAAUGUCACCAGCGGGCGGUGCGUCUCCAAGUUAUUCGCCAACAUCGCCAGCUUAUUUGCCGACUUCGCCAAGUAUGACACCGUCAAGUCCAAAUUACUCCCCAACGAGUCCAAGUUAUUCGCCGACAAGUCCAAACUAUUCGCCAACUAGUCCAAGUUACUCGCCCACGAGUCCUAGUUAUUCGCCAACGAGUCCUAGUUAUUCACCGACGAGUCCAAGUUACUCACCGACGAGUCCCAGUUAUUCUCCGACAAGUCCGAGUUAUUCGCCAACAAGUCCGAGUUACUCGCCAACGAGUCCGAGUUAUUCUCCGACAAGUCCGAGUUAUUCGCCCACGAGUCCGAGUUAUUCACCAACAAGUCCGAGUUACUCGCCAACGAGUCCGAGUUACUCACCGACAAGUCCGAGUUAUUCUCCGACAAGUCCGAGUUACUCGCCAACGAGUCCGAGUUACUCACCAACGAGUCCGAGUUACUCGCCGAGUUCUCCAAACUACACACCCGCUUCUCCAUCUUACUCGCCGACGAGUCCAAGUUACUCCCCGAGUUCCCCUCAAUACUCGCCGGCGAGUCCAAGCUACUCGCCGAGUUCUCCAAAGUACUCGCCGACAAGUCCCAGUUAUUCGCCAACAUCUCCAUCGUUCGCUGGAACUUCACCACGCUACACGCCGGCCAGUCCCAAUUACUCGCCGACGAGUCCGAGUUACUCGCCAACGAGUCCUUCCUACUCGCCGAGCUCUCCCCAACACACUCCUGGCGGCAGCACAAGAUACUCGCCGAGUAGUCCCAAUUAUUCGCCAACCAGUCCCACGUAUUCACCCUCGAGUCCACAGUACUCGCCCUCAAGCACCAAAUAUUCUCCCACAAGUCCCACUUACACUCCCACAAGUCCCAGUUAUUCACCGACGAGUCCCACUUACUCCCCUCCAGUUCCAGGGUACUCGCCCACAAGUCCCACCUAUUCGCCAGCAUCGCCAGCCUACGAAACCGACGACUCUUAAAUCAACACUCGAGGGAGUCUCUUCGCAUUUUUUAUACUCUCCUAUUUUUCAAUUUCAAUUUCAAUCUAUUCUCAUAAGAUGAAAAUACAUUGAAUUAUUUUUCAUUUGAAAAUUUGUUUGCCAUUCAACACAAUCAGUUUAAAUAUUAAAUACUAAACAUUAAACAUUGAAAUUCGAAAACAAGAAUGAAAUUUAUUUCCUCUUUCAAAUUUAAAUACUAAAAAUUCAUUUAAAUGAAAGACUACGACGUUUAUUUCUAUUAGUUUUACAUUCACUUUUAAUUCGAAUUUUAUUUCAAAAAAUAUUGUUAUCGAAAAAAGUUAUUUUCCAUAGCUGUAAAUAAGU